AUGUCCACUGCAACUUUACCAAACAUUCUAAUAACGGGCACACCUGGCACCGGUAAAACAACUAUCUCUAAAGAAGUAUCUAGACGUAGUUCACUUAAUUAUAUCAGCAUCAAUGACGUUGCCAAGGAAGAAGAACUAUAUGAUGGAUAUGAUGAAGCUAAUCAGUGUCAUAUCCUGGAUGAAGACAGAAUCCUGGAUGAAUUAGAAGAUGCUAUGUCAUCGGGUGGUCAGAUUGUUGACUAUCAUUCCUGUGAAUUCUUUCCUGAACGAUGGUUUGAUGCCGUGUUUGUGUUGCGAACGGACAACACCGUUCUCUAUCCCCGUCUCACUUCUCGUAAUUACUCCAGCGAAAAGGUCUCAGACCUUAUUCAUUGUGAAAUUGUCCAGGUUAUUCUGGACGAGGCUCGUGAAUCGUAUAGUAUAGACAAAGUACAUGAACUAAUUAAUAAUACUCCUGAAGACUUAGAAAAAAAUAUUUCUCAAAUCUGUGAAUGGAUCAAGCAGUGGCAUAUUGAAUCGUCCUAA
Messenger RNA from Schistosoma guineensis, 525 nucleotides. The record is from the annotation of a GenBank genome assembly. NCBI's taxonomy places the organism in Eukaryota, Metazoa, Platyhelminthes, Trematoda, Strigeidida, Schistosomatidae.